AUGAGCUCCUUUGUGCUGCAAAGAGAAAAUGAACUGCGUGGCAAGGUUGUCUGGGUGACAGGAGCUUCAAGUGGAAUUGGAGAAGAAUUGGCUUACCAGCUGUCAAAGAUAGGAGCCUUGCUUGCCAUCUCAGCAAGAAGAGAGGAUGAGCUGGAAAGAGGGAAAAAGAAAUGUCUUCAGAUUAGCAGCUUGAGUGAAAAAGAUAUCCUUGUUCUGCGUCUUGACUUGACUGAUAGAAGCUCUCAUGAAGCUGCAACCAACAGCGUUCUUAAGCAUUUUGGCAAGAUUGAUGUUUUGGUCAACAAUGGUGGACGCUCCCAGCGCUCCUUGUUUGUGGAUACAAACCUGGAUGUCUACAGUGCCAUAAUGGAACUCAACUACCUGGGUACAAUCUCUUUAACAAAACAUGUCCUGAAUCACAUGAUCCAAAGGAAAAAAGGAAAGAUUGUUACUGUGAGCAGUGUGAUGGGUAUCAUGGGAGCUCCUCUUGCCUCUGGGUACUGUGCCAGCAAGCAUGCUCUGCAGGGUUUUUUUAAUUCUCUUCGGACUGAGCUGACCGACUACCCUGAGAUAAGUAUUAUCAACAUAUGCCCGGGGCCUGUACAGUCUAAGAUUAUACAAAAUGUCUUUACGGAGAAUCUUGCAAAG
Molecule: messenger RNA, 648 nt
Organism: Cariama cristata (Red-legged seriema)
Lineage: Eukaryota; Metazoa; Chordata; Aves; Cariamiformes; Cariamidae
Gene: DHRS7
Product: dehydrogenase/reductase (SDR family) member 7
Exons: 5
Molecular function (GO): oxidoreductase activity
Source: RefSeq, a predicted model, not a curated record